AUGGACAACGAGUCUGCCAGUGCCACCCCACCCAUGGUUGCCGUCAAGGCUGAAAUUAAGUCUGAGCCUCGCACUCCAAAGGUUCAAUGGGACACCAAUGAACGCUGGACAGAGCGCCUAAUUGAAUAUCUCACAAACCACCUUGAUGUUCGACUGAAAAUGUUCAGUGAUUCUGUCAAGGAUGCAAGGAAGGAGUCACGGAAAAAGGUUGUUGGUAGCAAACCCAAAGUUGAAUAUUACCAUGAGAUAGCAAAGGCUGUCUUUGAUGUCGAAGGGGAACCGGAUCAUGGCGCUUAUUUAAUGGAACCUGAGCGCUAUGCAACCUCUGUCUUAGGUCGGAUCACUUAUUUACAGAAGACAUACACCGGAUAUCGCAAAAUGCUACAGCAGACCGGUGAGGGCCUCAAAGAUGAGGAUGAGGAUAAGAAUGAAAUGCACAGAAACCAGCUAGAGAUGAUUGGUGCAUCUUUCCCAUGGUGGAACACACUGCAUGGAUGGUGGUCAGAGCAUCCAAAAUACGCAUUCCAGAUGGUAACAAACUCAACAAGCGGCACUGGGAAGAUGCAAGUUGCUGCACCCAUUGAGACCAAUACCUCCCAUCCACCUUCACCACCAGCCAUUGUAAAUGCACUGCUUUCCCAUGUCAACUCACCAAUUUCUUGGGCCGAACCACCACCUCAGGUUGACAUGGGACUUCUUAAUACAGACACCACCCUUUUUCGCAUGGAGUCGCCCACUGGUUUUCCACUCUCCCUUCCAGACUCGCAGCUCCCUGAUGUCAAGCCAGGGAUUAAUGCAGAAGACUCAAGUCAACCCCAGGGCCUGCCACACUCAAGUCCAAGGUUGACUUGA
Molecule: messenger RNA, 852 nt
Organism: Cantharellus anzutake
Lineage: Eukaryota; Fungi; Basidiomycota; Agaricomycetes; Cantharellales; Hydnaceae
Exons: 6
Coding region: 1-852 (283 amino acids)
Source: RefSeq, a predicted model, not a curated record